UAAAUAAUAUCAUUCAGGAAAAUAGAAAUCCCGUCCAUGCAAUAAAAUUUCCGAUCGAUCCUUGACAGAAAAGUUAAUAGAGCGUCGGAGACGUUCCACAGCAUCGCUGGCAGCCAGGCGCUUCGUCAUGUAGCCAUGAAGAGUAUUUGCAUUGCUCGUGCGCAUUUUUCGCCUGCCAAGUGUUUGACAAAAUGUUAGGUUAAGGGUGAUGGAACUUGCAUGUCGUGUUAUUUGUAAUAAAGAGGAUUUGGGCUAAUAAUGAACUAUAGGCAUUUACAGAAGUUUUUUACUUCAAAGAGAAGUGGUACUUUCCACUUUCAUUAUCUGUCAUAUCACUGCUCGAGAGGAUCCCAGGAAGAAGUUUUGCCGUUUGAAUGGUACGAGAAAGCAUUCCCAACUAUAACAAAUUUGACCCACCAGUUACGAUAUGUGGACUUGAUUGAUGGAAAGCUUCUAAAUAUCAAUGAUGGUUCAAUCAUUAUCGAUAAUCAUAUUUCACAGAAGAUGCAUACUUUGAAGUCACUUGUGAGGGUCUUUGUUGGGUCUCCAUUUGUUCAGCAAAAUCUAAGGGACAGCAUAGAGGCCGUGUCAGCUAAUGCAGAGCUGAAUCCAGCUGCUUCUUUUAGCAAAUUAAGUGAAAGAGAGCCUAUGAUUGUGGAUUCACUCACCAAAAUAAGCAAUUUCCUUAAUAUAUCUGCUCAACAGAGGAAGUUGGUGCGUCACACUAUAUGCCCACAGGUAACGAAGCACCGGAUAUGGACAGGUGCACUCAUGAAAAUAUUAAAUGGGUUGAAAUCAGAGAUGGAUGAAUAUUCAGGCAAAGGGAGUAACAUGGGGCAUCAGAUAGUUUCUAGCUGCUUAAGGUUCUUAGCUGAUAACUACAUUUCAGAUCAUGACGGCACUUCAUGGAUGCAGCUUCGGCCCCCUAAAACUAUGGAAUCUUCUGGUUCUGGUACAUGGGAAGAUGUCCUUGAGAUGUUUAAUGAUCUAAUUGGGUGCUUAGGAAGUGAGAAGGGAUUACUUUAUCAUGUGGCGAAGCUUGAGGUAAUGAAAGAAGGGUUGUCUCAAAUCAAGGAUGUUUUGGUUGAUAAAGGUAUUGGAUACAGGGAGGCUCAACACCAAGAAAGCCUGGUGCAGAAGAAACUCUCAAAGACGUUGGGUCACUCUUCACGCUGUUUGUUCACACUUUUAUUGUAUUACCUCUAUAGACAUGUUAGAGACAUUGAAGUUGAUUUAUGUGGUGGAAUUUAUGGCAAUGAUGGUGGGAGUACAUUUCGCUUAUACAUGGGAAGGAUUUUGACCUCGGAUGAAGAGAAGAUGGUCGGAAGUGGGGUGAAGCAGUUGCACAGGGCUCUUGCGCUAUUCAAAUUUAUAUGGGAAACAGCAGGGAUGCAAGGAGUUUUGGAAUUGCAAGGUCACAUGUGGUGUAUUGGCGCCAAAGAUAGGACACUCACAUAUAGAGGAACCUUGUUCUUUGUACAUGGUAUUAGUCUUUGACAUAAAUGCAAUGGAAUUACCAAAUCAGUUGUAAUUUUCACAGUGCAGAUUGAGAUUUGAUCAAGAUAUUUCACCUAUUCCCUGUUGCUUUUGUUUAUCAAAUUCGUCAUGGAAUACUGGGAUAAAAGAAAUUAUUAUCCUUGUAUUAUUAAUGAAGUAAGCUUGUUUUAAUCA
Messenger RNA from Jatropha curcas, 1671 nucleotides. Its product is annotated as exosome complex exonuclease. The record is from RefSeq and is a predicted model, not a curated record. Lineage: Eukaryota; Viridiplantae; Streptophyta; Magnoliopsida; Malpighiales; Euphorbiaceae.